This is a messenger RNA of Aethalodelphis obliquidens (Pacific white-sided dolphin), 1239 nucleotides long. RefSeq names its product nudix hydrolase 1 (gene NUDT1). The record is from RefSeq and is a predicted model, not a curated record. The transcript is spliced from 4 exons. The coding region runs from base 466 to 936 and encodes 156 amino acids. Gene Ontology annotation, molecular function: 8-oxo-7,8-dihydroguanosine triphosphate pyrophosphatase activity. NCBI's taxonomy places the organism in Eukaryota, Metazoa, Chordata, Mammalia, Artiodactyla, Delphinidae. Gene Ontology annotation, cellular component: cytoplasm. Gene Ontology annotation, biological process: DNA protection.
AUAAUUUGGGGGAAGUAUAUAAUCGGUGCCUAAUCACUGACAGCUGACAGUUCUAGCAGCCGCAGCAGCAUCCCAAUUACCUUAGGAAGCCAGGGAUUUGGACACGAACAGGUCGGGGACAUGACAAAGUCCGCAGACUAAAGGGAGGCUGGACCACAGAGACCCACCUCUCCUGCCUGACCUACCGCCAGCACCAGGACCCAGGCCUAGGGCCCUUUUCUCAGACACUGUAACUUCCCAGGAGGAUCGCUGGUCCUGAAUCCUGCAUCUCGUCCAGUGUGGGCGCCAGACUGGGGUGGGGAUGGAUUGACAGCUAACUUGGUCCUGCUCUUCCAGCAUUUCUCCAGCAGUGGCCGACGUCACCCUCCGAGUCUUUCUCUGGACCACACAAACCCAUUCAAGCAGGAGAGGCCCUUGGGCUCCAGCACCAGGUCCCAGAGCAGCAACAGUUAACCCAAGGGCACCAUGUGUGCCUCGAGGCUCUACACCUUGGUGCUCGUGCUGCAGCCUCAGCGAGUCCUCCUGGGCAUGAAGAAACGAGGCUUCGGGGCCGGCCGGUGGAACGGCUUCGGAGGCAAAGUUCAAGAAGGAGAGACCAUCGAGGAUGGAGCCAAGAGGGAGCUGCAGGAAGAGAGCGGUCUGACCGUGGACGCGCUGCAGAAGGUGGGCCAGAUAGUGUUUGAGUUCGUGGGCGACCCCGAGCUGAUGGACAUGCACAUCUUCUGCACAGACAGUGUCCACGGGACACCAGUGGAGAGCGAAGAAAUGCGCCCCCAGUGGUUCCAACUGGACCAGAUCCCCUUCGCUGACAUGUGGCCCGAUGACAGCUACUGGUUUCCCCUCCUGCUUCAGAAGAAGAAGUUCCACGGCUACUUCAAGUUCCAGAGUCACGACACCAUCCUGGACUACAAGCUUCGCGAGGUGGACACAGUCUAGGACAGAGCUGAGCUCGUCCCUCGGGCCAUGAGCACCCCUGCCCAGCCACGCUGUGGCUCCAGGCUCAGCACACCGGCCGGGCCUCCAGUCUGGCGCAUGAUUGGAUGGAAAGGAAAAUAAACCUCCUACUUUUUCAACAUUCCUCACCGGGCCUCACGAAGUCCCAUCCUCGGGGAGCUGCCAGACGUGCCUGGCUGUGACCUGCACCACCGGACAGAGAUGGGGGAAAGAGACACAGGCGCAAAAGGGGAGGGGACGGCUUUUCGGACGUCCCACGGGGGAGAACUGGUGUGGGAGGCCCGG